CUUCUCCGUCUGAUUGGUUAUGUCUAAUCAAAAUGGCGAUCCUCAUGUGAGGGACGAAUGCUGUUUACUCGUUACAUUUUGACCAUUAAUACCGGACAUAUAUCAAAUCAUCUCUGAAUCAGCCAUGUUAUCAAGCAUGGCUUUAAGAAGUGCUUUUAAAUCGACAUCUGUCGUUCUGCGAGAAUGUGGUGUUUUAUCCAGGCUGAAAGGAACCUAUGCGUCUCUCCAAUUGAAACAUGGGGCAUUCACCUCUGUCACCACAGGGCCUUCACACAGCCACAAUGAGACUGCAUUGACAGGUAUUGGGAGUUUCGCCAUUCAGUCUGUGAGAAACUAUGCCCGUGUCGUAAGAAAGAAGAAGCCAGUGAUGACAAGUCAGUUGAGUGAUCUUCCUCCGACAAUGCUGAAAAUGGAAUAUGCCGCUGUUCCACUCGCUCAAACAGCUGAUGACCUUGUCAAAAGACUUCUGACACUGGAACUAGCAAGCCAUAGCGAGAAGUUGAAAUUGAAAACGGAGCAGCUGAUUGCAAAAGUCCAGAGGGAUGAAGCUGACCGCAGCUCUUCAGAAGUCAAGGUGGCCAUUUUGACCUCCAAAAUCCGAAACUACCAGGAGCACCUGCACAAACAUACAAAGGACAAAGCGAACAAGCGAUGGAUGCUCAUGGCCAUUGACCGCAGGAAGAAGCUGCUCAAGCACCUCAGGGUAACGCGCUACGACGCCUUUGAACAUGUCUGCCAGCAGCUGGGCAUCACCUACACUUUCCCUCCGGAGUACUACAGACAUGCCACCCGACGCUGGCUGGCCAAGAAGGCCCUGUGCAUAAAGGUCUUCAAAGAGGUGCAGAAACAGAAACUGGAGCAAAGGAAGAAAAUUAAGCAGACCCCUCCCCCCACGUUGGCAGAACCAGCCAGGACAGCAGCUACAGGAACCCAAUAAACUGCCAGAGUAUCCAAUGUCUGUCUUACUCUAUGCAUUCAGUCUUGCUCUCAAUGGACAAAUUAGUUUUGCAUGGCCCAGUGAGCGGGGUUUGCUCCUUUUCGACCAUUCCAUUUGUCCUAAGGAGAAAUCUCCACCCACCCAUGCCACCAGUUCAUGUAAAAUUAAUUUUCCCAUGUAUUGUUAUACUGUAAUAAGAAACAUGAAUAACUUAUUGUCUGUAGUACACCAAGUCUUCAUUCUUCUUGUCCCUUCUGCAAGUAGAUGCAUCAUCAAAUAAAUGCAGUGAUGCAGAUAUGUGGUUUUGGUGUGGGCAAUGUCUAUGUGCUCUGCAUAUGUGACCUGAGAGUGUCAAAUAAACCCACAAUGAAUAAUUUAAUACAAUUUAUUGUAUAAUCCAUUUGUUUGCUCUUUUAAAAAAAAAAACUUUUAUCUCAUAUAGUCACUUGUGUAUGGUGAUAUGUAAAUACCCCAAUUGAGAGAGAAAACACUUCUACUUGAUGCUGAUUAAAAUGCUAAUGAAAGAUGAGAAAAGAGAACAUUACGCCCUAUGGUUGAACUGUGGUUGAAACUGAAGUGUAAGAUUAAUCAUAUGAUGACUUUCCUGAACAUAGCUUGUAAUCGUGUUUACGAGAACUGAAAGAACAUCAGAUAUCUGGUGUUUAUCGACCGACCUAUGUUAAACCAAGGUUAUACUCAUGAUCUGUCACCUGUGAAUUGACCUUAAAACCUAUAAUACUGUGGAAUGGUGAGGUCAUUAAACAACUUAACUGUC
Oncorhynchus keta (chum salmon) is the source of this 1712-nucleotide messenger RNA. RefSeq names its product mitochondrial ribosomal protein S15 (gene mrps15). Gene Ontology annotation, biological process: translation. NCBI's taxonomy places the organism in Eukaryota, Metazoa, Chordata, Actinopteri, Salmoniformes, Salmonidae. Bases 125 to 937 code for a protein of 270 amino acids. Gene Ontology annotation, molecular function: structural constituent of ribosome. The transcript has 8 exons. The record is from RefSeq and is a predicted model, not a curated record. Gene Ontology annotation, cellular component: ribosome.